Molecule: messenger RNA, 783 nt
Organism: Pteronotus mesoamericanus
Lineage: Eukaryota; Metazoa; Chordata; Mammalia; Chiroptera; Mormoopidae
Gene: MSANTD1
Product: Myb/SANT DNA binding domain containing 1
Exons: 3
Coding region: 13-783 (256 amino acids)
Biological process (GO): positive regulation of DNA-templated transcription
Cellular component (GO): nuclear body
Source: RefSeq, a predicted model, not a curated record
GGUGCGCCCGGCAUGGCUGCGGCCGAGGUGCCCGGCUACCUCGUGUCUCCGCAGACGGAGAAGCACCGGCGGGCUCGCAACUGGACCGACGCAGAGAUGCGCGGCCUCAUGCUUGUCUGGGAGGAGUUCUUCGACGAGCUGAAGCAGACCAAGCGCAACGCCAAGGUGUACGAGAAGAUGGCCAGCAAGCUGCUAGAGAUGACAGGCGAGCGCCGGCUGGGCGAGGAGAUCAAGAUCAAGAUCACGAACAUGACCUUCCAGUACAGGAAAUUAAAAUGCAUGACAGAUAGCGAGUCCGCCCCGCCCGACUGGCCCUAUUACCUAGCCAUUGAUAAGAUUCUGGCCAAGGUCCCCGAGUCCUGUGAUGGCAAACUGCCGGACGGCCAGCAGCCGGGGCCCUCCGCGUCCCAGACCGAGGAGUCCCUGUCGCCGUCGGCUAAGUCCACCCCUCUGUACUUCCCGUAUAACCAGUGCUCCUACGAAGGCCGCCUCCCGGACGAACGCUCCGACAGCUCCUCCAGCUCACUGUCCCUUAAGUUCAGGUCGGAAGAGCGGCCUGUGAAGAAGCGCAAGGUGCAGAGCUGCCACCUUCAGAAGAAGAAGCUGCGGCUGCUGGAGGCCAUGCUGGAGGAGCAGCGGCGGCUGGGCCGCGCCGUGGAGGAGACGUGCCGGGAGGUGCGCCGCGUGCUGGACCAGCAGAGCCUGCUGCAGGUGCAGGGCGCACAGUUGCAGGAGCGCAUGAUGAGCCUGCUCGAGAGGCUCAUCGCCAAGGCCAGCGGCUAG